This is a messenger RNA of Zea mays, 751 nucleotides long. Its product is annotated as protein LITTLE ZIPPER 3. Lineage: Eukaryota; Viridiplantae; Streptophyta; Magnoliopsida; Poales; Poaceae. The transcript has 2 exons. The coding region runs from base 174 to 437 and encodes 87 amino acids. The record is from RefSeq and is a predicted model, not a curated record.
AGAACAAAAGGUCGAGGGAGGCUCCAUCGAUCGAUCUUCGUCAAGUCCAUCCGUCGUCUGCCUCUGAAUCGAAGGCCAACAACCCCGUUAGGACUUGGGGGAGUGAGGUCUGAGCUCUGAGGAGGAUCGACUCCGAGAGGCUGCACCCUGCAGGGAGAGCGCAGGGAAGAAAUAUGGAGCGGGGGGUGAACGCGACGACGAGCCUGUGCCUGGAGAACCUGCUCAUCAUGCAGGAGAACGAGCGGCUGCGGAGGAAGGCGCAGCAGCUGGACCAGGAGAACAAGGCCCUCCUCGCCGAGCUCAAGAGCAAAGCGCAGGGCGCCGCUUCCGCCACCGCCACCGCCACCGCCGGCGCCGGCGCCUCUGCUGGUGCUUCUGCCGCCACCGCCACCCGCCCUCACCCCAACAAGGUGUCCGGCAAGCAGCCCAACAAGUGAUCGUGUGACCGCCAUCGAUGGAGGCCUCAUGCCCUCAUCACGCACGCUGCACUUGACUUUUGUAAUUACUACGACUCCUGGCAGAGCUGGCUAGUUAUGUAUUUAGUUUCUGGACCAGGCAUGCAUAUUGUUAGCUACUGCUACCACCACUACUAUUAGAACUGUACAUGCGAUGAUGAUGAUCUCGUGGCAAAUGCGGUCACCACCGGCCAGUUGCUAUUUCAUCCAGUCUUUAUUUUAGGCCUACUAAUCUACGAGAAUUAAUGCAAUCAAGGAUGAUUUUGAUUAAAAAGAAAUCCAGUGAUCUGUACGGC